Molecule: messenger RNA, 1176 nt
Organism: Pseudomyrmex gracilis
Lineage: Eukaryota; Metazoa; Arthropoda; Insecta; Hymenoptera; Formicidae
Product: protein TSSC4
Exons: 2
Coding region: 148-906 (252 amino acids)
Source: RefSeq, a predicted model, not a curated record
CACUUGCAACUGCUACAUGAAGCCGCUACGUAGCGCUACGUAGCGCUAACUUCGGCUAAACACACCCAUUCAUAGGUAGGAGCUAUUGAAGUACGACAUUGAUAAUCGCUGAUACUUUGAGCGAGGUAUAUCAUCAAUUUUUAAAAAAUGCACGCAUCUGCUAAUUUUAUUCUGCGUGGUGGUGACGCAGCGUUUGCCAAUAGGCAAAAAUCAUUAUUUGAUCACCUCUCGGUCGCAGAAAGCAAAUGCGUUAAACAUGACAGAUCUGAAGCAGAUGAUAGCAUGGAGAUGGACGAGAAUGACAAGAGUCCAACUUCGAAUAAUGAUCGGAAACGCAAGAGAGAAACUAAAAAAUUUCGCGGAAAAGAAAGCAUUUUCAAGCGACCCGAGGGUCCAGCACCGCGCACGAAUGUGCGAAACAUUCCGGAUUACCACAAAAAUCCACACAAAUGGAUAAAGUAUAGUUUAGAAGAUGUAUCCAACGAGGAUAUGUCUGAAUGCAGUAAUACACAAGCUGCUAUGUCGUUUCUGAGAGAAUUAAAAGCACACAAGAUAAAAGAAGCCGAAGAUCAAGAGAAAAUGGAUGUUGAUUCUUCUGAAUCAGAUUUGCAAGAUUCAACGGAGACUCGAUUUAAGACUAACGAACUUACAUCAACAUCAAAGAUAAUAUUCAAGAAGCCACAAACAAAAGACGAAGCAGAUAAUUCUGAAGCAGCUACAAAGCCGGUAUAUAAAAAUAAUAAAAUUAUUAUGCCAGAAUAUGUAGUUGGACAAAAACCAAAAAAGAUCAGUAAACAGAAUCGACAUGUAGUCGAAGUUCAAAAGAACUCGGAUUAUCGUUCAAAAGAACUCAGAUUGAAUCAUUUACACGAAUCAGAUGAAGAAGAAGAAGAAAACUCUAAAUAAUAAAUAACUGUUUAAUAUGGUGUACAUAGAAAUUGUAUACAAAUGUAUACAAGAGACAUACUUGAGAGCUAGUUUUAAAAUUCAUAGAUAUUUGUAUGUAUUAUAUCCACACAUAUAUAUAUAUAUAUAAGUACUCUAAGUGAUAUGAUGGGUCUAUAUAAUUUAUACCAAUCUGCUUAACCGUAUCUUCUCUUAUUUGAUGAUUCUAUGCGCUUACAAAACAAUUUAUAUGUAAAUAAAAUUAAGUUUAAUAAUAUUAAGUUAACCUUU